Molecule: messenger RNA, 2793 nt
Organism: Loxodonta africana (African savanna elephant)
Lineage: Eukaryota; Metazoa; Chordata; Mammalia; Proboscidea; Elephantidae
Gene: VPS26A
Product: VPS26 retromer complex component A
Exons: 9
Coding region: 110-1192 (360 amino acids)
Biological process (GO): retrograde transport, endosome to Golgi; intracellular protein transport
Cellular component (GO): endosome; retromer complex
Source: RefSeq, a predicted model, not a curated record
GCGUAGGCCUGUCGGGCCACCCCCGGGUCCGGGAAGAGCGGGCGGCGCCGCUCCUUCCCGGUCUCGGCGAGGCCCGAGCACCUGCCGGCGGCGGCGCGCUCUCCUGGCCAUGUCGGAGCCCGUGCCCGCUUUCCUCGACCGGCUGUGGGGGCCCUGGCUGGGGACUCGGACCCCGCCUCUGCGGGGGCUCCGCGUCGCCUCCCCUUCCAAGAGUUUUCUUGGAGGCUUUUUUGGUCCCAUUUGUGAGAUCGAUGUUGUCCUUAAUGAUGGGGAAACCAGGAAGAUGGCAGAAAUGAAAACUGAAGAUGGUAAAGUAGAAAAACACUAUCUCUUCUAUGAUGGAGAAUCGGUUUCAGGAAAGGUAAACCUAGCCUUUAAGCAACCUGGAAAGAGGCUAGAGCACCAAGGAAUAAGAAUUGAAUUUGUGGGUCAAAUUGAACUUUUCAAUGACAAGAGUAAUACUCAUGAAUUUGUAAACCUAGUGAAAGAACUGGCCUUACCUGGAGAACUGACUCAGAGCAGAAGUUAUGAUUUUGAAUUUAUGCAGGUUGAAAAGCCAUAUGAAUCUUACAUUGGUGCCAAUGUCCGCUUGAGGUAUUUUCUUAAAGUGACGAUAGUAAGAAGACUGACAGACUUGGUAAAAGAGUAUGAUCUUAUUGUUCACCAGCUUGCCACCUAUCCUGAUGUUAACAACUCUAUUAAGAUGGAAGUGGGCAUUGAAGACUGUCUACACAUAGAAUUUGAAUAUAAUAAAUCAAAGUAUCAUUUAAAGGAUGUGAUUGUUGGAAAAAUUUACUUCUUAUUAGUAAGAAUAAAAAUCCAACAUAUGGAGUUACAGCUCAUCAAAAAAGAGAUCACAGGAAUUGGACCCAGUACCACAACAGAAACAGAAACAAUCGCCAAAUAUGAAAUAAUGGACGGUGCUCCAGUAAAAGGUGAAUCAAUUCCAAUAAGACUAUUUUUAGCGGGGUAUGACCCAACUCCAACAAUGAGAGAUGUGAACAAAAAAUUUUCAGUAAGGUACUUUUUGAAUCUAGUCCUUGUCGAUGAGGAAGACAGAAGGUACUUCAAGCAGCAGGAGAUCAUUUUAUGGCGAAAAGCUCCAGAAAAACUGAGGAAGCAGAGAACCAACUUUCACCAGCGAUUCGAAUCUCCAGAAUCACAGGCAUCUGCUGAACAGCCGGAAAUGUGAACUGAAAGGAGAAGACAAAACAGAACGCCCUCCCGUAACUGCUGAGAUUCAGUUCAGCGGGUUAAAGGUGGCUGCAGUGUGUAGGGGGAGAAAAGGCCAAAACUCCAUUUGUAAUAGUCUUCCUUUAUCUUACAGUGCUGCAUUUAUUUUAUGAUAUAACUAAAUAUUGUUCAUGUAUAUACAUUUUUAAAAAUGUGCUUUCUUUUAAACACUGGAAUUUUCUUAAGCUGCCUUUUUUUUUUUUUACUGCUCUCUUUGAUUUGAUAAGCACUCAGAUAUGCAUAAGCAUAGGCAUUAAAGAUUUUCCUGUGAAUAGGCUGAUAUUUGUAAUUUUGCUUUCUUUCUGCAUAGUAUUGAUUAUCAGUCUUUUUCUUCUCCCUUUUGAUGCUAAUUCGCUACAUGCAAAAAUUUAAAUAUUUGUGUUCGAAUAAAAUUAGAAAACCUGAGUGGCCCUUACAUCCUGCAAAGUUGUAAAACCUGGCAUAUCUUUUUUUUGGAGAACUACAUUUACGUGUUUAAUGUGUAUUUGAGAAAUACGUAGGGAGUGUUUCACUGUAGGUGCUUCUGAGUCUACCAUUCAGUGGCUUCCUAAAUUUGUAUCCUCUUUGAAGUCUUCUGUGGUAUGAAUAUUUAUUGUUUUUCAAGGGAUUAUGUAGCAUGUCAUUGUGGUGGCCUUACUCUUUUUUUUGUGGGGGAGGGGACACAUAUUAAGUAACUAUUUUGCUACUUUCCAGCAGUACCACUGUGUGUGUUUCCUGCAAUGUGUAGUUGACCCUGUGUUGGCAUUUUUGAAUUUGUUAAAAUUAUAAUUUUUCUGUAAGUACUUUGACAUGUGUACCCCUUUUUUAAAUGUAAGGAGUCUUUUCGCCACAUAUACACAAAUACGUUAUCUUGACCUCAAAAAUGUAUUCUCUUCACUUUUCAGGGGAAAUUUUUGCAAUGGGAGACUCAGCAGGACCUGUGAAACACACAGUUACCCAGAUCUGGACAAUUUCCUGUUUGUUAAACUGGAACUUUGGCUUGUUCACACUAAAACUUAAACCUCACUCACUCUUCUUAGUUUUUUUAAACAUUGAAUUCAGUUCACUUGUUCAGUGUCUCUAAAACAGGCUGCAGUCAUCUGUUCACAUGCAUGGGGUCUGAUACACUAAAUGUGGGGUGUAGGUACCAAAAUGAAGCCUGCUUUGUGGAAACUACUUUCACUUACGGUUUUUGUACCAAUAUUUUUUAUACACUUCAGUGCAGAUCUUGUCAGUUAACCUUACUUUAUGAGUAAGCUAAGUAACCCCAACUGCUUUCUUUAAACCUGUUUACUAUUAGGGCACUUUGAUAAAAAGAGCAGUAACCAACUUCUUUACUGGUGAAAGGUUCCAUGUACCACGUGCUGGAGCGUCUAUUUUACAUGUGGGUAUCUGUGAGUGGUAAUGUUUUCCUUCAUGUAAGUGCCUGUUUAGAGUUUCAAAAUUUUAAAAAUGCCAGAUAUUUUCAUGGUCACUUGCAUGUAGUAAUCUAGAAAUAUUCAAAGAAAUUUUGAAAAUCAGUUGUAUUUAACCAGCCUCAAAUUGUGCAGCCAUGAUGUACAAUAAAGAAUUUGAAACAUA